CGUCAACGAAAUUCCAAUUUUCAAGUCGGAUUAGGCCACAUAUGUGACGAGAACUGCUGCCUGCACCGAAUAUUUAUUCUUCCCUUUCUUCCACUUCUUCCCGCACUUGUCUCAUCCUCCAAAGAAUUCCUCAUUGUGGGUUCUUUGUUUUCAUUCUUCAAUACAGAUUUCGGUUGCCUCUAAUCUUCCGUAUUGCCCGCUGCGAACGAUUGCCGUCCUUGCAGAUACCUUGACCCCUCGUAUCCCACGUAUAGCCUACCUAUCGUGACCGUCUCCGACGUCGCGCGAAAUGUUUGCAAGAAUCGAACAAUACCUCCUUGAUCAUGGCUGUGUCGAGAGCGCCGUAAAGGUACAAAAUACAGCCAAGAUAUUCGAGAUCUUCUAUCGGUCCAAAGGCCCGCAAAAGAAGUGGAUUAAUCGGCAAUUGGAUAAUGAAAUUGCAAGGAUGGCCAUGAUUCAAUAUGAGAUUGGAACCGACCAAAAGAGGCUCGAACUCGAAAAAAGGCAAAAAUUCAAUGGGGACCUAACAGAAGAAGAGAAAAAUGAACUGGAGGGCCAUAAAGCGAAGAUGGCGAGUUAUAACAAAAGAUGGUGGUUUCUAAAUCAAAAGUACCAUUCGCAUCUAUUUAACAAACCCAAAGGCUCUUACAUCCGAGAAUUUGAUUUAUACCAGAAUGGGUACGUGUCAUAUACACAAGAAGAAGUUCAGCGCGCGUGUAAAGCCAUAGGUGGCUGUUGUGCAUAUGAUUGUGGGUGUUGUUACCGGGAGAGAGAAUCGUCGAGGAAACCUGGGCUAUUUAUGCAUUGCAGAGAAGGCUGUAUCUGCUGUCAGCGAAGAAGAAAUCAACGUGAUACUACGGAGAUUCUUGAUCUUGAGAGAAACCAGAGGGCCUGGGAUAUUAUGGCUUAUGAUUACUGUUCUAUCAACUUGGAGAAAAGACUAUAGGUGCAAUAAAACAUGCGAAUUGAAUAAUGUGUUAGAUCCAGCUAGGACCAGACCUCUGAGGAGUUCUCCUUUUUGGUCGAGUCGUCUAGUCGACUUCCGAUAAAUA
Paecilomyces variotii is the source of this 1052-nucleotide messenger RNA. RefSeq lists its product as hypothetical. The coding region runs from base 290 to 946 and encodes 218 amino acids. Lineage: Eukaryota; Fungi; Ascomycota; Eurotiomycetes; Eurotiales; Thermoascaceae. The record is from RefSeq and is a predicted model, not a curated record. The transcript has a single exon.